Messenger RNA from Thlaspi arvense, 465 nucleotides. The record is from the annotation of a GenBank genome assembly. NCBI's taxonomy places the organism in Eukaryota, Viridiplantae, Streptophyta, Magnoliopsida, Brassicales, Brassicaceae.
AUGGCGACAGUGCGAGUGUCUUCCACCAGCAUGACCAAGGUGCUUCUUAGAAGCCAGCCGAGCAACAAGCUCGUCACAAACAAGAUCCAGCAAUUCUCCAUUGGAUCAGUCAACAAAGUCUCGAGAUCUUUCGGCUUGAAAUGCUCUGCGAACUCCGGCGCCACCAUGUCUGCUGUAUACAAGGUCAAGCUCAUAGGACCCGAUGGCCAAGAAAACGAACUAGAGGUCGCAGACGACCAGUACAUACUGGACGCAGCUGAAGAGGCGGGAGUCGACUUGCCUUACUCGUGCAGAGCCGGUGCGUGUUCCACUUGCGCCGGUAAGAUCGAGGAAGGCCAAGUUGAUCAGUGUGAUGGUUCGUUUCUUGAUGAUGAUCACUUCGAGAAAGGUUAUGUCUUAACUUGUGUGGCUUACCCUCAGUCAGACUGUGUGAUCCAUACCCACAAGGAAACUGAACUCUUCUAA